AUGUCUCAUAGGCAACGGCAUCCUGUGAUCAGUGAGGCAGAGUGGGAGCGGGUAAGAUCUGUCAUUCAACGACUGUAUCUACAGCAAGAUAUGGCAUCGACCUUCGUGUUGACGGCACUCAGGACCAUGCACAAAUUUCACGCAUCCAAAGCUCAGUUAGAAUGGAAACUCAAGGAAUGGCACAUGUUCAAGAACAUGUCCGCCCAACAAUGGAAGUGCGUCGAUGUCCGAGUUCGCGAGCGACUAAGCCGCGGGAAGAGGACCAGUCUGUAUCUCUCUGGAAUCCCAUUGAGGCCUGCGGCGGUGAAGAAAGCAAGAGCGCGGCACUGUCAUACAUCAGUUGUGGAGAAAUUCAAACCACGUAAGAACUUUCGACUUCUCAUGUCCCGGAGAUGGAUCAAACAUGAUCAUGAUGGUUCUCCUAUGCUCUGUCCUCUCACUGAAUGUUUUCCAGCCAUGCCCACGCCAUCGUUACCUAGGGACUUUCCACUGAUAAUCCGAACUCCAUCGCCUAUCAAAGAGGCUCGAUAUUCCUGUGCCAUACAGAAUCUGCCUUGGUUGCAGUGUCAGCAACUCUUGAGCGGUAUGUUCGAGUUAUAG
This is a messenger RNA of Colletotrichum costaricense, 600 nucleotides long. RefSeq lists its product as uncharacterized. The transcript has 2 exons. Lineage: Eukaryota; Fungi; Ascomycota; Sordariomycetes; Glomerellales; Glomerellaceae. The record is from RefSeq and is a predicted model, not a curated record. The coding region runs from base 1 to 600 and encodes 199 amino acids.